UAACGAGUCAGCUGUCUUGAAAGUUAUCGCUCGAAAAAACUGCCGUGGUCAUGACCUCUAUUUUAGUUAUUGGAAGUGGGGGAAGAGAGCAUGCUUUGGCCUGGAAGUUAUCCCGAUCUAGUAGAGUUGAUCGAAUAUUUGUUGGUCCUGGUAAUCCUGGAGUAGAGUUAUUAGAAAAAUGCAAAAGAAUCGAUUUAAGAAUUGACUCUUUCAAGGAAAUUGCUUUUUUUUGUCAAAAAGAGAAUGUGUCAACCGUUGUUGUAGGACCAGAAGACCCUUUAGCAAAUGGAAUAUCAGAUUACUUACAUUCUCAGGGCAUUAAGUGCUUCGGUCCCACACUUGCUGCCUCUCGAAUCGAGUCCAGCAAGGCUUUCGCUAAGGAAUUUAUGACCAAAUAUAAUAUUCCGACAGCUGAAGGGAAGUGCUUUUCAGAUUUACAAUCUGCUAUGGAAUUUGUGAAUAAGUGGAAAAAGCAAGGCUUAGUUGUUAAGGCAAGCGGUUUAGCUGCUGGUAAAGGUGUCUAUGUUAACCAUACCAAAGUAGAAACUAUAGCUGCUUUAGAAACAAUCUUAAGGGAUAAGAAAUUUGGUAGUGCCGGUGAGAAUGUUAUUAUUGAAGAAUUGCUUGAAGGUGAAGAAGUUUCGUGUUUGGCUUUUUCCGACGGUGUGAAUGUUGUUUGUCUACCGACUGCUCAGGAUUAUAAAAGACUACAAGAUUGGGAUGUUGGACCAAACACCGGAGGAAUGGGAGCUUACUCUCCUUGUUCAUGGGUCACUAACACUGAUCUUGAAGAUAUUAAAACUCGAAUAAUUCAACCUACAAUUGAUGGUUUAAGAAAGGAAGGUUGCCCAUAUAUCGGUCUAUUAUAUGCCGGUAUUAUGAUGACUAGAGUAGGGCCUAUGGUCUUGGAAUUUAAUUGUAGAUUUGGUGAUCCUGAAGCUCAGGUUAUCUUACCGAAACUAGAGACAGAUUUAUACGAUAUUAUAGAAGCUUGCCUUGAGCAGAAAUUAAAUAAUAUUCAAUUAAGAGUAAAAGAUGGAUAUGCCGUUGCGACUGUCGCUGUUUCCAAAGGUUAUCCUAAUAAGUAUGAGAAAGGGAAAGAGAUAUGUGGUCUUGAUAGUAUUCCGUCUGAUGGUUUAGUUUUUCAUGCUGGAACAUCAAAGACAGAAAAUUCUAUCGUAACGAAUGGAGGGCGAGUUCUCUCUGUUGUUUGUCUAGAAAAUAAUUUAAAAUUGGCUUCUCAAAAAUCUCUCUCCUACUUACGUAAAUUAGAUUUUGAUGGGAUAUCAUUUAGAAACGAUAUUGGUCUAACAACAGUCAGAAAAAAAUUAUAUAAUUUAACAUACGAGAAGUCUGGCGUUGAUAUAAAUUUAGCAGAUGAGUUUAUUCAUAGAAUAAAACCUUUAGCAAAGAUGACGAAAAGAACUGGUACAGUCUCGGAUUUAGGACUUUUUGGAGGAGUAUUUGAUCCAAAAUUAGCUGGUUAUGACGACUCGCUAUUAGUAUCAGGUACUGAUGGAGUUGGAACCAAAUUAAAGAUUGCUCAGGAAGUUGGAAAAUUUGAUACGAUCGGCAUAGAUUUAGUUGCUAUGUGUGUUAAUGAUAUCAUAGCUCAUGGUGCUGAACCCUUAUUUUUUCUCGAUUACUUAGCCGUUGGUAAAUUGAAUUUGGAUGAAGAAUGUGCCCUUGUUAAAGGAAUAUCUGACGGAUGUUGCUUAUCUGGAUGCACCUUACUUGGUGGCGAGACGGCUGAGAUGCCGGGACUAUAUAAGGAAGGAGAUUUUGAUCUUGCGGGUUUCUCGGUUGGAGCUGUAAGAAGAGCAGAUUAUCUUCCAAGAAUCAAUGAUAUAAAGGAAGGUGACAUCCUUAUCGGAUUACCAUCAAACGGUGUUCAUAGCAACGGCUUUAGUCUUGUCAGGAAAAUCCUGAGUAUCGCUAAUAUGAAGUUUUCCACACCUUUUCCUUUGGAUGAGAAAAAGACUAUAGGAGAAGUUCUAUUAGAGCCAACAAGGAUUUAUGUAAAAGAUUUAUUACCUCUUAUUAGAGGGAAAUUAAUAAAAGCUUUUGCUCAUAUUACAGGAGGAGGUAUACCCGGAAAUUUAGUUCGAGUAUUACCAGAAAAUUUAGAUGCCUAUUUGAAUGCAAAUGAUUGGACUAUUCCUCCAAGUUUUGGUAUAUUAGCCGAAAUAGGUAAAAUUGAUCCAGUUGAAAUGUUAAAGACAUUUAAUUGUGGUUUAGGAGGAAUACUUGUUGUUGAGGAAAGCGAUGCUGAAAAAAUUGUUUCCAUCCUUAAGGAUGGAGGUUUACCGUCUACAAUUGUCGGAAAAAUUGCUAAAAAUGCAAUAGAAAGAGUACAUAUUGAGAAUUUUCCUGUACGAUUGAGAGGCUCUGCAAUGGGAUACUCCUAUAGAAGUAGAAUGAAAAAACAUGUAGCUGUUCUUAUUUCGGGCUCAGGGACUAAUUUACAAGCUUUAAUUAAUGAAUGCGCUAAACCAGGCAGUUCGGCUGAAAUUCGUGUUGUGAUUUCAAAUAAGCCAAAUGUUAAAGGCCUCCAAAGAGCCUUUGAUGCAGGUAUUCCAUCAAUUGUUGUUCAAAAUAGAAAAUAUUCAUCUAGGGAAAAGUUUGAUAAUGCUAUCAGUGAAAUUCUAGAAGAAUUUCAAAUUGAUACUAUAUGUCUGGCUGGAUUUAUGAGAAUUCUUUCGGGAGGAUUUGUUAAUAGAUGGAGAGGAAGAAUUUUAAAUGUUCAUCCAUCUUUAUUACCUUCUUUUAAGGGAGCUAAUGCUCAUAAAUUAGUCUUGUCCGCUGGUGUUCGAAUAUCAGGCUGUUCAGUUCAUUUCGUUGAAGAAGAAGUCGAUUCUGGAGCUAUUAUUUGUCAAGAAAGCGUUCCAGUCUAUUCGGAUGAUACGGAGGAGAGUUUAGCCGCUAGAGUAAAAGAAGUUGAACAUAGAGCUUUCCCAAAAGCCUUGCAGUUGGUUACUUCGGGAAAAGUUACUUUGGAUCUUGAAAAUAACAAAAUUAUAUGGAAAUAACGUUCCUAUUACUAUAAAGUAAUAAUUUCAAUACACUUUUAUAGGCCG
Molecule: messenger RNA, 3077 nt
Organism: Dimorphilus gyrociliatus
Lineage: Eukaryota; Metazoa; Annelida; Polychaeta; Dinophilidae
Source: the annotation of a GenBank genome assembly